Messenger RNA from Phytomonas sp. EM1, 1162 nucleotides. The record is from the annotation of a GenBank genome assembly. Lineage: Eukaryota; Euglenozoa; Kinetoplastea; Trypanosomatida; Trypanosomatidae.
GUCCUCAUCCCUUUUUCUGCGCUUGAGUCCAUACAGGGCACGAAAGGACACCAUUAAAAGUAUUUGAUAGAGUAAGUAUCGCGUUCGUUUUUAUAGCAAUAUAAAGCAAACAAGCGAUAGAAAACUUCUGAUUAUGCGUCUUACGAUUGAUUUACUUAGAAAAGCUCCUCAGUUCAAUAAUACAAUUCUUCAACGGGAAAUUGAUUUACGCGGAUUAUCCAUUUCUUCACUGGAUGAAAAUGUGUUAUUACUGCUGGAGAAUCGUUUUGAUGUUAUCAAUCUUACCUCAAAUGUCUUGACCUGCCUAGAGUUCUUCCCGCAAAGGGGCUUGCAGGGCGAGAACAAACCCAUCAUGGAUCGUGUGGUGACGUUGAUUGCUCAUCGUAAUCAAAUUCGGAAGGUAAGCAUCGGGUCUUGUGUUAUGGCAUUGCCCAAUCUAUGCCAUUUUCUCGCAGACCGAAACAACCUUGGAACGGUGAGGGAUUUGUACUUUUUGCGGUAUUGGAAGAAACUGGAAAUUGUUUCUCUUGAAGCGAAUCCGGUAUGGGAUCACAACCCUGAAAACUACAGUGAGGAGAAAAUACGAUCCUUUAUGGUUUUCCUCUGCCCACAUCUUAAACUCAUCAAUUAUUCUCGUGUGACGCAGGCGGAUCGUCGUGCAAGUGAGGAAAAUCGGAAGGAGUUUAAGGCCCUUAUGACUCAGUGGGAAAGAGAAUUCAAUGGUGUUGUGCGUGCUACCACCGAGCUUGAAGGGGGCAAGAAAAUCCGUAAGCGGGGAAGGGAAAUGCGGGGGGCUGAGGUUGGAGGUGCAAGUUCCAGUGCGAAUGCUAACGCUCCCUCUACCACGGUGGGUGGCGGUCUGGCUGACGUCGAGGAAAGCGUCGUACCUGUUACCACCAGUGACAGUGGGAUGGAUAGGGAAGAUGCUGAAUAUGAGAGCCUGCAAAGACGCUUGGAGGAGCUAGAGGCUAAAAUACUGUCUGAGAAUACAACGCCGGCGGAGAUCAGUGCCAUGGAGCAGGAGUUUAAUGAGAUCACGAUGGAGGUCGAGAGGUGCAAGAAACGUCGUAAACACUAAUAAUUUCUUUUAUAAUCCAAUGGGAAGUGUGUUCCAGGCGGUCUUACUGCGAAGCACAUAGGAUGCAAGGGAUUUGCCUAUGUU